UCAGUCCACGACUCGCCUCCGAGUCCACCGUCCCCCACCUCCCCUCCCCCGUACGGCCCCGAUCCGCCGCCGAUGGCCGGCCGCCACGCGCCCCACCUCCGCCUGGCUGUGCCGCCGCGCCUCUCCGCGCACCCCUCCUUCCGCUUCCCCUCCACGCCCCUCCCCACCCCAUCAAAAGCUCGCGGCCUCCCCUCCUCCUCCACUCCCUCGUCCCCGUAUGCCGCCGCGCUCCUCCGCCUCCUCGCGCUGCACGCGCUCUUCCUCCUCGCCCCGGCCGCCCGCGCGCUCCCCUCCCUUCCUCACCUCCUCGCGCUACCCCCGCUCCUCGCGCUCCUCUCCGCCGCCGCGCUCCUCCUCUUCCAUUUCGCCGCCGCCGCCGCCGCCGCCAAGAACCACCACCAGCCGCACCACCCGUUUCCGGCGCUUCCGGCCCUCCUCCGCCCCGCGGUCAUCCUCGCACUUUCCCUCCUCCUCCGGAUCGUCGCCCUCUGGCUCCUCCCUUCCCCGGGCCUCCUCGUCCUUGCAGACUCCGCGGGCGCCCUGCUCGCCCGCGCGCUCCGCCGGCCCUCCCACCGCCGCGUCAUCUCCGUCGCCGUCGCCGCCUUAUCCCUCGUCUGCAUCUCCCCUUCCCCCUCCGUGACACUAGCGAUUCCCUUUGCCUCCGGCUUCCUCUCUUCUGCCGAGUACUCGGCCACCGCGCGGCAUGCCACCCGCAGUCGUCGCGCUCGCGCGGCGGCCUUUGCACUCGCCGCCGCCUUCCUCUCCGUGCCGGCGCUUGUGGGCCUAUUCUUUCUUGGUGGCAGCGACACCGUCGAUGUGGAUGGAGCAGUGCCGAUCGCCCGGCUCUGGUGGCUGCUCCUUAACGCUGCCGUCUUUGGCGUGGCCUUGCGGCGACAGCAGGAGCACGACGGCGUUAGUGGCAGGCCAAGCAUGGAUUUUGCGAUGGCGUUCGUAUGCACUCUUGUUCUCGAGCUGGUGUACUACCCCAAGAUGUCCUUGCCGGGCUUCUUGAUCUGCGGGUUCCUCUUGUGGAUCGCUAGCAGGGAGCUGGCCCCUGCAGGGUUUGCCAAGCUUGGGAGCGGAGAUGUCUCAGAGUCAGUGUACGAGGCAGUCACGGGGCCUGUCAGGCAUAUCAUGAGUGAGCGGAGGUCAAGGAAGAUUGCUGCGUUUCUGCUGAUUAAUACAGCUUACAUGUUUGUGGAAUUUACCAGUGGGUUCAUGAGUGACAGUCUUGGGUUGAUCUCUGAUGCUUGUCAUAUGUUGUUCGAUUGUGCUGCACUGGCAAUUGGUCUCUAUGCGUCAUACAUCGCAAGGUUGCCUGCGAAUGGAAUGUACAACUAUGGAAGGGGCAGGUUUGAGGUGCUGUCAGGGUAUGUUAAUGCAGUGUUUUUGGUUCUUGUUGGUGCGCUGAUCGUAUUGGAGUCGAUUGAGAGGAUUCUUGAGCCCCGGGAAGUAUCAACAAGUAGCCUUUUGGCAGUUUCAAUAGGUGGACUUGCCGUAAACAUUAUUGGAUUGGUUUUCUUUCAUGAGGAGCACCAUCAUGCUCAUGGUGGUAGCUGUUCUCACUCCCAUUCCCAUUCUCAUUCCCACUCACAUUCGCAUUCGCAUUCACAUCACCAUGGCCAUGAAGAUCACCAACAUCAGGGUUUUAAUCAUAUGAAGGCAUGUUGUGAGCAUCAUGGAGAUGUGAAUAAGAGCCAUCAGCACGAUGACCACAGCAAUAGUAAUAAUGGGGAGAGCAUUCAUAACAACCUCAUGGGUAACACCUGCAAAGAGAAAAAUAGCCAUUGCCACGGCCAUGAGCAUCAUCACCAUGACCAUUUGGAACAUUGCCAUCAGAGUGGAGAUCACUGCUCAGAAGGUCACUCAUCAAAAGCAGAAUUAAGUUCAUCAGGAACUGGAAACCAUAAGAAGUCAGGAAACCAGCAUCACAUUGACCACAACAUGGAAGGAAUCUUCUUGCAUGUCCUGGCUGACACAAUGGGAAGCGUUGGUGUAGUAAUAUCGACCUUACUGAUCAAGUACAAGGGAUGGCUUAUUGCCGAUCCCAUAUGCUCAGUAUUCAUUUCUGUGAUGAUCGUGGCUUCUGUUCUUCCAUUGUUAAGGAAUUCUGCUGAAAUUUUGUUGCAAAGAGUUCCGAGGAGUCAUGAAAAAGACUUGGCAGUAGCUUUGGAUGAUGUUAUGAACAUUGAGGGUGCCCUUGGAGUCGAUAAUGUUCAUGUAUGGAACUUAACAAAUACUGAUAUCGUAGGCACUUUUCAUCUGCAUGUAUCCGCAGAAGCUGACAGAUCUUCCAUAAGAAAUACAGCUUCACAAAUAUUUCACAAAGCUGGGAUUCAGGAUCUGACUAUCCAGAUCGAAUGUAUUAAAAGAUAGCAAUGAAUAUUGAUAGUGUGAUAGGAUUUGGACAUAGAGAGAACAUUUUUAUGGCACUCCACCCAGGAGCCAUCCGCUUCAAAUGUAUCACGAAAGAAAUUUGUUUUUCUCUCUAUAAAAUACAAAUAUGCAUCUUGUCAUUUA
Molecule: messenger RNA, 2520 nt
Organism: Phragmites australis (common reed)
Lineage: Eukaryota; Viridiplantae; Streptophyta; Magnoliopsida; Poales; Poaceae
Exons: 1
Coding region: 73-2376 (767 amino acids)
Biological process (GO): zinc ion transport; transmembrane transport; intracellular zinc ion homeostasis
Cellular component (GO): membrane; Golgi apparatus
Molecular function (GO): zinc ion transmembrane transporter activity
Source: RefSeq, a predicted model, not a curated record